UCUCCCGCUUAAUUAACGAACUGCAUAAAUAAAUAAAUUCAUUUAUCCCGACGUCUACUGAGUCAACUGCUGCAGAUCCAACUUCUUAGAUUUGCUUUCAUACUUAGGGUUUGGGUGUAGUAAUUUUUGAGUUCAAUGAUUGAGAAAAAGAGGGUUCAAGUUCUUCUCUUUCUCGUUGGCCUACUAAUUCUCAGCAUCACCGCUGAAAAAUGUAGGGAGUUGGUUGGUCAAGAGGCUGCAUCGAAGAGUGGGGAAUUUACUUGGUUGCACUGUUUUGAUGGGAGUACGGGAAGCGUAGCAUGUUUAGUCAAGGAAGGUGUGAAGCUUUACACUUAUAACAUCAGAUCUUCUCAUGUGGAGAGAGCAAGGAACUCAGCUAUCGAGACUGCUCUGGCUGAUGCCAUAUCACAAGGCAUCGCAGCAAAAGAAGCAGCUAAAGUAGCUCAGAAAGAAGGAGCAAAAGCUGCAAAAUUGGCCGUGCGAAAAACCAAGCGUAUUGUUGGUCCGAUAAUUUCUGCAGGAUGGGACUUCUUUGAAGCACUUUAUCUUGGAGGUACACCAACUGAAGGGGUGUUGAGGGGUUCUGGUACCUUGUUUGGUGCCUAUUGGGUUGGCUAUCUCGGGGAGCAGACCAUGGGUAGGUUUGGUUACUUGGUUGGAAGCGAGUUGGGCAGUUGGGUUGGAGGAAAGGUUGGAUUAAUGGUGUAUGAUUUGGUUAAUGGAGUGGAUCAUUUACUUGUAUUUCUCCAACUAAAGGAAAUAGAAGUCGAUGGAACUGUGUCGGAUGAAUUGUACAAGGAAACUAUAGCUGAAAGUUCCGAGUUACCCAAGGACUCGUAUGAUAGUGAAUCAACCACAUAUACAAGCUUUGAAACUUCUGAAGAGUCUAGUAGUUAUGAAGCUCCUGCUUAUGAGGACCCUGAAGUCCAUGAAGAAUUUUGGAGUGGAUGACGUUCAAGCUGUGUUAUACAUGGUUCUUUUGAUGUUAUUAGACAUCAUGUGUCCUCUGCUUAAUCACUACUUGUACAGGGAGAGGUUGUAUUGUAUUCUGUUAUACGAAACUUUUACCUCAUUGACUUGUAAAAUGACACUAGAAUAAUUGCUUAGCCACAUAUUAUGAAUUCGGUGUAGUUUUGGA
Solanum verrucosum is the source of this 1138-nucleotide messenger RNA. RefSeq lists its product as uncharacterized. The coding region runs from base 136 to 951 and encodes 271 amino acids. The transcript is spliced from 2 exons. The record is from RefSeq and is a predicted model, not a curated record. Lineage: Eukaryota; Viridiplantae; Streptophyta; Magnoliopsida; Solanales; Solanaceae.